AUGGCAACGGACAAGUUGAAGAUCACAUUGGCGACUUACAAUUUUGUUGGUGAUGUUGAGAUAUGGUGGAAUACCAUUUCCCACACCCACAAUUUAGACACAAUGACCUAUGCUAAAUUCAAAAAGCUGUAUUACGAGAAGUAUUUUUCGGCACCUAAGCGGAGAGAGCUAAAGAAGGAGUUCGAUUGGUUGAAGCAAGGAAACAUGACAGUUACAAAGUACGAGAACAAGUUUAUGUCGCUUUUGAGGCCAAUUGUAGCUGCUUCAGAACUGACAGGGUAUGCAAAAGCAGUGCAAAAAGCCUUAGUGGUUGAUGCUGAGAGCAAAGAUAGCAAGGCUAUCAGGGAGUCCUACAAGUACAACAGGGGUAUGAGUGCUUUCUCUAAGGGACAAUCAAGUAAAAAGCAAAAACAUGAGCAGUCAGGGUUCAGGGGACAGCAGUCUGCCAGAUCCAUACCCACAGUUUCAGUGUCCAUUGAGUCUUCUAGACCGAAUGUUACUUGUUUCAGAUAUGGGCACCUGGGACAUUACAAGUCCCAAUGCACUCAGGCUCAGGCUCAUGUAUUGUUUGAUUCUGGUGCUUCCUAUUCAUUUAUUGCUUCAUCAUUUGCAAGGGUAUUGGGGUUGGAGGUCAGUCAGGUAGACAGACCACUUUGUGUUGACACGCCUCUUCGUAGAGUUUGUCGGGGUUCCAUUACCAAUGUUGGACGGGUACUGGAGUUCAAUCUCAUCCUUCUCAAGAUGACAGGAUUUGACGUCAUUCUUGGGAUGGAUUGGUUAUUGUCCUUUAGAGUUGUUAUUAAUUGCUUUAGGGGUAGAGUUUCAAUGUGUACCCCAGAUGGGGAUUGCUUCUGUUUUGUAAGGGAUCGGUGUGAUUCUCUCACUCUUUCAUUUUAUAAUGUUAGAGGCCCAAAUCGACAAGGGUUCUUCUUGGCUAACCUUUUUGCCGAUGAAGAUAUAGAGUUUUGUGGGGUUAAUUAUCCUGUGGUUGUACGAGACUUUCUAGAUGUGUUUCCUGAAGACUUGACUGAGUUGCCUCCACACCGAGAGAUGGAGGUUUAUAGUUCAGGGGUUCAUUGGUUAUUCCCACAGUUUGUCAUUAGAACGUUUUACGAGAAUUUCACACUUCUCGGUUUGCAGUUCAUCCAGUGGAAAUGGGAGGAGAUUGCAAUGGAUUUUGUGACGGGUCUUCCUAGGUCACGGAGGGAAAAUGAAACUAUAUGGGUCAUUAUUGAUAGAUUGACCAAGAACAUUCACUUCUUACCUAUUAAAGUAACAGAUGACGCAGAGGCACUUGGUGUACUUUAUGUAAAAGAGAUUGUAAGAUUGCAUGAAGUUCCAGUGGCUAUUGUUUCAAAUAGGGAUGCCAAGUUCACCUCGAAGUUCUGGGAAAGACUUUAA
Cornus florida is the source of this 1401-nucleotide messenger RNA. RefSeq lists its product as uncharacterized. Gene Ontology annotation, biological process: proteolysis. The record is from RefSeq and is a predicted model, not a curated record. The transcript has 5 exons. NCBI's taxonomy places the organism in Eukaryota, Viridiplantae, Streptophyta, Magnoliopsida, Cornales, Cornaceae. Bases 1 to 1401 code for a protein of 466 amino acids. Gene Ontology annotation, molecular function: aspartic-type endopeptidase activity; nucleic acid binding.